Molecule: messenger RNA, 1581 nt
Organism: Auanema sp. JU1783
Lineage: Eukaryota; Metazoa; Nematoda; Chromadorea; Rhabditida; Rhabditidae
Source: the annotation of a GenBank genome assembly
AUGCAAUGUUGUUCCAAGAAAUCGGGUGUCAUAUGGAGUUUUGCAAGCGGGAUUGUGUUAAUCAUCAUCGGCUUAAUUGUAACCAUUCUUAUUCCCUCUGUCGUUGAGCACAUUGCCGUUGAGCAGGCUUAUAUUGGUACAGUCAUUAAGAAUGGAACAAAGGUUCCAAGUUCCGUUACUGAACGAUGGGCGCAACCUCUUUAUGAUAUGCGUCAGCACGUAUGGAUAUAUAAUGUUACUAACCCAGAUGACAUCAUGAAAGGCGGCAAACCCAAAGUUAACGAGGUUGGGCCUUUCGUGUUUUCAGAAAAACAAAAGAAGAAUUUUACAUUCAGUGAAGAUGAGUCGAGAGUAUCCUAUCGCAAUAAUCACUUGUACAUGUACAAUGCUAGUUUAUCAUGCGAGAAGUGCAAGCUCGAUCUUCUGGUAACUGUUCCAAACCCUGUUUUCCAGAAAUUAGUCGACUUCGCCGCCACUCAAACGACCGUCAUCCGAUUUCUGUUGGAAUCCAUAUUGUCUACUGCAAAAGAAACUGCUUUCAUCACGGUUCCUGUUAGAGAGGCAUUGUUUGAUGGAUUCAGAGAUCCACUGCUCAGUAAAAUAUGCAACAACACAUUGCUGAAAAUAUUCUGUAAGAAUGGGCUCAUUCCAGAGAAAAUUGGUUUCCUCGCUAAUCAAAAUAACACUGAUGAUGGACUUUAUGAAGUUAGCACUGGUUUGAAAGAUCGUAUGUCUAUUGGAAAGGUUUUCUCUUUCAAUAAUCUGACAGCUAUUCCCAAUGUGUGGGAUGAUCCAUCUGCUGGUUUCGUCAAUGGAACGGAUGGCCAACUGUUUCCACCUCUAAUUCAAAAAGGAGAUUCUCUCCAUGUUUUCGCAGGACCUAUGUGCAGAAUGAUUGCACUUGACUACAAAGAUGUCUCGGAGUUCCAUGAUGUUCCUGCUUAUCGUUUCGAAAUGCCUAACAGACUCUUUGAUACAACUGAUCCGAGCAAUAAAAUUUUCUGUAAUAAGAAUGAUACUCCACGAUUCUUCGAUGGGUCUAUUCAACCAGAUGGUUGUCUGCCUCCCGGCUUCAUUGAUAUCGGGCGUUGUCUGCCCUCUGCUCCUCGUAUAUACUUGUCUCAAGGACAUUUCUUGGGAGCUCCUACUGAGGUUUGGUCGUCCGUCGAGGGCAUAGAACUGCCUAAUUCUCAACAUGAUAAGACAGUGGUUGAUGUCGAGAAAACGAGCGGAGUCCCUAUUCGAGCCAAAAGAAUCAUGCAAAUCAAUAUGGGAAUGAGAAAGGGAAACCUCAACGUAUUGAAAAACACAACGAAUAUGAUUAUGCCGGUCUUGUGGAUGAAUGAAACUGCCUGGCUAGAUGAAGGUACACGGGCCCAAUUGCUACAACUGAACUAUGCUUUGCAAGGAAGUUCUGUAAUUGGAAAUAUUUUUGUUUGUGCUGGAGGUGUCAUUUUGGUCGCCCUAGCUGCAGCCAUUCUUAUCUAUAAAGUUACCAAGGAACAGUCUUUGGAUAGACAUCCUAUCCUCCAGGAGGAGGAAGAGGUAGCUGUAGAGUCUGCAGCUAACGAGGAAGACUAA